ACCUAGUAGGGCCUGUUUGUUUCACCGGAUUGGACAGGAUUGUGUCCCAAUCCGGUGUUUGAAAGGAACAAACGAAGAAGCGGAUAAGUUAACCGCUACAGUAAAAUAAUCCCCCGAGAGGAGGAUUAAGCUGACCUGUCCUUCCCCCUGGGUCAAAUUUCUGUCCGGAGCUGAUCGAAGGCGUUGCUGGUGUCUCUCGAGUGCCUCUGCCCAGAUCAAGCGUGCCUCUGCCCAGAUCAAGCUCUGAAUAUGAUUCUGCAGAAAACUGUUGAUAAUCUUUUCUGUACGACUACCAAAAGGUGAGUCAGCUGAAGUGUUUUUUGACAUAAAAUUUUCAUGGACUGAACCUGUAGUGUUAUUUCCAUGUCCAAGCAUGCCCUGUGAUGUGUCGUCUGUUUGUUUUGUUGCCAACUGCAUGAUACUUCCCAUUGGGUUUUGGGUUGAGGAAGCAUUUAUUAUAUUCAUACCACCUUGCAAAGAACUUGAAAUGGCACCUUGGUCGAUGGGUAAAUUGGGUUUUCUUUUUUGUUUUUCCUUUAUUUAUUUUUUUUUCUCCUUUCCCUUUUUGGGUCAAACAAACUAUGCCAUCAUCAUUUCCUCUCCAGCUAAUUUUAUCCAUCGUCAAUUACAAAAUAUUUUGCUAGCUUUCCUUCAAUAAAAACAACAAAUUGGCUUUUAUGGUUCAAAGAGGGUGAGUUAGAAAGUAUUAUUCCUUCCCUCGAUAAAAAAGCAAGUUACUUUAUGGAGAACAAUAAUGUCUUAUGUAAACUUUAAAAAAGUAUAUAUAAAAUAUUAUUCAAUUAUAAAUAUUUCUUUAAAUUUUCCACAUUCUUUUUGUCCCAAACCACUGUACAUAUGCCAAAACUCCUAUCAACGAUUAUAGAAUAUUACUAAUUAUCUAAAUAUAAAAUUUAAAAUAUUAGUUAUAAAUUUUAAAUCAUUAUUCGAUGGCCCAGUUAUUUGUUUCUAGUAAUCUUUUCAAGUAUACUUGUAUCCAACUGGUGGAUGGGCUUGUGGACAGAAAUAUUUGUUUUUUCAAAAAAUUUUUCAAGUAUACUUGUAUCCAAGAUAUAUUUUUGUAAAUUAUAAUUUUUUUGUACAUUAAAAUGUUAUGUUUGUUUUGUUUUUAUUUUUUAUUUUUUUCUUUUUUGUAGUGAAUAUGGAUCGAAGAAGAUUAGCUGCAUUAUUGAUGCUUCCAAAUGAUAAGGCAUUUGAAUAUUUUUGUACAUGCUUUAUAGUUGUCGGGUUUAUGUACAUGUAUGUAGCAAUGCGAUUGAGAAAUGAUAGAGGUGUUAGGAAUCGAAUAAAUAGGACUGCAGAGUUGCGUUCGUCUUUUGUAACUAGUUUGUUGGACAAUGAUGUUAACUGUAUUAGUCAACUUAGGAUGGAUAGGAGAACAUUUGGUAUUUUAUGUCAGUUAUUACGCCAUGAUGGAUAUGUUAAAAGAGAUGGUACUGUUACAUUGGAAGAGCAAGUGUGCAUAUUUUUGCAUAUAAUUGCUCAUCAUACAAAAAACCGUACAAUUAUCACUAGAUUCAAUAGAUCGGGGGAAACAGUUAGUAGAUAUUUCAAUUCAGUGUUGAAUGGAGUGUUACGUUUACAUGGGACAUUGUUGAGGCAUCCUGAACCUGUGUCAGAUAAUUGUUCGGAUGAUAGAUGGAAAAUAUUUAAGAAUUGUUUGGGAGCAUUAGAUGGAACUUAUAUUAAGGUUAAUGUACCCGAAAUCGAUAAGCCGAGAUAUCGAACCAGGAAGGGUGAGAUAGCCACAAAUGUCUUAGGUGUAUGUAACCCAAAUAUGGAAUUUAUAUUUGUAUUACCUGGUUGGGAAGGUUCCGCUUCAGACUCAAGAGUACUUCGAGAUGCAUUAAGUAGGCCAAAUGGAUUAAAAGUACCCACCGGUUAUUAUUAUUUAGUGGAUGCUGGUUACACUAAUGGUGAAGGAUUUCUUGCACCAUAUAGGGGAACAAGAUAUCACCUUUCCGAAUGGAGAGAUGGUUGUGCACCUGCAAAUCAUGAAGAGUAUUUCAAUAUGAAGCAUGCAUCUGCUAGAAAUAUAAUAGAAAGAUGUUUUGGGGUUCUAAAAAUGCGAUGGGCAAUUUUAAGGAGUCCAUCGUUCUAUCCAAUUUCAACCCAAAUUAAGAUAAUUACUGCAUGUUGUUUGAUACAUAAUCUUAUUAGGAGAGAAAUGGCACUUGAUCCUGGAGAAGCUGAGUUUGAUAUGAGUAACGAUGCUGACAUAAGUGGGGAUGAAGAUAUUAUAGGAUCAAUUGGUUCUUCGGAUCAAUGGACUAAUUGGAGAAAUGAGUUAGCUAGGCAAAUGUUUGAUGAGUGGAGAAGUCGUCGUGGUUAAUAGUUGAUUGUUAUGAUUUAUAUAAUUUUCUAACUGUUUAAUUUUAUAGUGUUUGUUACAUCUUUUGUAUGAAGACUGAAUUAUAUUAAAUAUAACAUAUGAGAAUUUUAUUAUUUGUUAUUAAAUUCAUAUUUUUUAUGGUAUUUUUGGAAUCAUGGAAU
Messenger RNA from Ziziphus jujuba (common jujube), 2511 nucleotides. RefSeq names its product protein ALP1-like. NCBI's taxonomy places the organism in Eukaryota, Viridiplantae, Streptophyta, Magnoliopsida, Rosales, Rhamnaceae. The record is from RefSeq and is a predicted model, not a curated record. Bases 1112 to 2350 code for a protein of 412 amino acids. The transcript is spliced from 4 exons.